GCGGAGGUGGAGAUGGUGCUCGUCAAAGAAUACCGCAUUGUUUUGCCAUGCACUGUUGAAGAGUAUCAGGUGGGGCAGCUGUUCUCUGUGGCAGAAGCCAGCAAGAAUGAGACCGGUGGAGGAGAGGGCAUCGAGAUUUUGAAGAAUGAGCCCUGUGAAAAGGAUGGCGAGAGAGGACAAUACACACACAAAAUCUACCAUCUCAAAAGCAAAGUACCAGGCUUUGUGAAGGUUAUUGCACCUGAAGGUUCGCUGGUGUUUCAUGAAAAGGCCUGGAAUGCCUAUCCAUACUGCAGAACAGUUGUAACGAAUGAAUACAUGGAGGAUGAUUUUUUCAUCAAGAUUGAGACAUGGCACAAACCUGACCUGGGAACGCUACAGAAUGUUCACAAUCUGGACAGUUCUACAUGGAAGUCUGUGGAGGUCACACCUAUUGACAUUGCAGCCAAAGAACAAGUAGCUCCUGGUGACUACAAGGCAGAUGAGGAUCCAGCUAUUUUUAAGUCAGUCAAGACCGGCCGAGGACCGCUGGGACCAAACUGGAAGAAAGAGCUGGUUAACAACCCUGACUGCCCACGAAUGUGUGCUUACAAGCUGGUGACGGUUAAGUUUAAGUGGUGGGGUCUGCAGAAUCGGGUAGAAAGCUUCAUUCACAAGCAGGAGAAGAGGAUCUUCACCAACUUCCACCGGCAGCUGUUCUGCUGGAUUGAUCAGUGGGUGGAGCUCAGCAUGGAGGACAUCAGGAGGAUGGAGGAGGAGACGCAGAAGGAGCUGGAGGAGCUUCGCAAACAAGGUCCAGUGCGAGGAACCAGUGCCGCUGAUGAAUGAGGCCAACUGUGAGCACAACAGCUGAGGACGGCAAACCUGUCCACAGCAAGAGACGCCACGCUGACCUGUCCAAAUCGGGGUGAGAAAAUCAAGCAGUUGAACCAGGUUGCAUUAUACUUUACAUUCAGACGUGUUACUGUUACUUUAGAUAUAGACCUCUCUUCCCCGCAGUGCCUGUAUCACAAAUGCACAAAAACAGAGAUUUUGCUGUUGUUGUUCAUUCACUUGCUCAUUUAAAGCAAUUUUCCAGACGUUUGCCUUAGGGCAGGGCCAGGCCUCGUGUUAACUUCCUUCACUCUUGUCUUGUCCUGCCGCCUUGCUCUGAGAGCACAGCAUUUACCAGCACUCCUUACUCCAAAGAACACCGUUCGACAAGCAUAUAUGCGCACAUGCGUACACAAACACUGCCAGGUGUGAAUUCCUUUGUGGUGAUUCCCCAUAAGACCUUUUUGAGUUGCUUUCAUUGCAUUUAAUCACACGCUGCUUCUCAAACGUCUUUUGUAACAAUGGCCUUUUGAAAGACUUCACCAUGUGUUGUAAGAUCGUGCACUAUGUUAAACGAAUAGUUCAACCAAAAAUAAACGUUUUGUUAAUUUACUUCAAAAGGGGUUGGAAUGACAUACAAAUAAAUCAUGACAUUUUUUUCAGGGGCCUGUAUUGCAUGAAAGUCAUUAAAGACCCAGUGUUGCAGUACAUUUAUCAAGACGGCUUUAUACUGCUUUCACAAUAUUAACCUUUUAAUGUGUUCCUUCUUACUUGUACUGUCUUGUCCUGCCUUACUUUUUUCUCUCUCUGCUUUAAGUGUCUAUUCGUACUAUUUACCACACUCAAAACUGUUGCCUUAAACUAGUCAGCUGGUUGUAUGUUAUACAAUAUUUCAAAAUGGGUCUUUUGAGAAAUUUGAAAUAGUAGAAUACUUUUUUCCUUCUUCCUUCCUUUUUUUUUUUUUUUUAGUACAUGGUGGCAUAAAGGACUGUUGAAUCAAAUCAUGGAAUCCUCCACCUAAAAACUGCCUUGUACAGAGUUUCACAUUCUAUAAUAAUGGAGCUCUGUGGUGUUUUGUUUACAAACCACAGUUGAAAUAUAGUUGAAAAUUAUUGUGAAGAUUUAUUUACACAAAAGAAGCUGAGCACUGAAGGGGCACUUUUUACUAUGUUACUGUCUAGGUGAUGAUGGUGAUUACACAAGCACUUGCUGGAAAAUAUACUUGUAUGGAUGAUCAGAGUAGAGUACUGUGACUGAUUGCAGACAGUAUACAAUCAAGUAUUUAAAGAGAAUUUCAGAAAUUUGCCAUUAAAUGUUUGUAGAAAUAAAAGUGUAAUAUUUUGAAUGAAUUUUAUUUUGUCUAAAUGCAUCUGAAAUCCAAAAUAGUGUGAAUGUUGUUUUGUGGGUGU
Labeo rohita (rohu) is the source of this 2222-nucleotide messenger RNA. RefSeq names its product phosphatidylinositol transfer protein beta isoform. The transcript is spliced from 11 exons. The record is from RefSeq and is a predicted model, not a curated record. Gene Ontology annotation, cellular component: cytoplasm. Lineage: Eukaryota; Metazoa; Chordata; Actinopteri; Cypriniformes; Cyprinidae. The coding region runs from base 13 to 828 and encodes 271 amino acids. Gene Ontology annotation, molecular function: phosphatidylinositol binding; phosphatidylcholine binding; phosphatidylcholine intramembrane carrier activity. Gene Ontology annotation, biological process: phospholipid transport.